CUUAAGACACUACGACGUUAGACCUGGUCCCAAGAGAGCCCCACUCUGUAGAGCAAGAGCGAAGACGGCAAGUCUUACUACUACCACUCGCGGACGCGCGAGACCACCUGGACGCGGCCGCAAGAGGGGCCCGCGCUGAAGGUCGUCCCGCAGGCAGAGAUGGAGGCUAUGGUGCAGGCUGGUCAAAUCCCCGGCGCGCAGAUGAACCCCAACCAGAUGGCCAACACCAACAUGAACAUGAUGCCGAAUGGCGUCAUGAACACCAAUUUUAUGAAUCAGCCGCCCCCGUGGAUCAAGGAGCAAGUGGACGCGGCUCUAGCGGCUAAGGAGAAGGAAGCGGCCAGCAGCGUUCUCGCCGCCGAAGCGGACGAAAUGCCUCCUGGGGAGGCGGCGCCCGGUACUAUGCCGCCCGGCAGUAUGGUGAACUACGCAGCCAUGGCAAGCCAGCAGGCCAUGGGACAGCCACCCAUGGCGGGUCCACCGGCCAUGGCAGGACAACCGCCCAUGGGACAACCGCCCAUGGGAGCGCAAGCUAUGCCGGGACAGCAGUACGGCCAGCCCGGCUACCCCGGCUGGCCUGGCUGGGGCGCGUGGCCCCCGCCGCUCGGGCCCCCCGGGUCGUUGGCCCCCGUUGCUCAGACUGCCCCUGGCGCGGCAACACAACUGCCGGCGGGCGGCGGGCUGCCGCCGCAGCUGGGCGUGCCGCCGGAACUAACUGGCGAGGCGCCGCCGCACAUGCCGCCGCCGCAUAAGGAGGAAGUGGUAAUCCCCACAAUCCCCCCGGAACUCAUAGCCUUAGCCGGGGAAUGGACGACGCACCGCGCGCCGGACGGUCGUCCUUACUACUUCAACAGCGACAAGCAGGAGAGCGUUUGGGAGAAGCCGCAGUGUAUGAAGGAUCUGGAAGAACUUCAAACCAAGAUCGCAUUGGCCAAGGGUGAGAGACCUCCAAGGAAGAAUAAGUUUGACCUCAACAUCGAUGAAAGUACACUAGAAGCGAUUCCGCCGCCAGUGAUCGACGUGGAUGCCCACGACGAAGCGGUGGCCGAAGCGGAGCGGAAAGCGGCAGCGGAGCGCGAGCGAGCGGAGAAGGAGAAAGCGGAGAGGGAGCAAGCGGAGCGCGAGCGAGCGGAGAAGGAGAAAGCGGAGAAAGAAAAAGCGGAGAAAGAGAAAGCUGAUAAAGAAAAAGCGAAGCAAGAUAAGAGUCGGCCGAUAUCCAGUACGCCUAUCUCCGGCACGCCUUGGUAAGUGUUUGUAUACUUAUUAGUGUGAAUCGUUUGGAAGCAUUUCAAUCGAAAGGUUAAGCUUUUUGAAUUAACAUUAACAUC
Messenger RNA from Ostrinia furnacalis (Asian corn borer), 1328 nucleotides. Its product is annotated as transcription elongation regulator 1-like. The transcript has 8 exons. NCBI's taxonomy places the organism in Eukaryota, Metazoa, Arthropoda, Insecta, Lepidoptera, Crambidae. The record is from RefSeq and is a predicted model, not a curated record. Gene Ontology annotation, cellular component: nucleus. Bases 160 to 1248 code for a protein of 362 amino acids. Gene Ontology annotation, molecular function: transcription coregulator activity; RNA polymerase binding.